This is a messenger RNA of Benincasa hispida (wax gourd), 2960 nucleotides long. Its product is annotated as zinc finger (Ran-binding) family protein. NCBI's taxonomy places the organism in Eukaryota, Viridiplantae, Streptophyta, Magnoliopsida, Cucurbitales, Cucurbitaceae. The record is from RefSeq and is a predicted model, not a curated record. Gene Ontology annotation, cellular component: cytoplasm. Gene Ontology annotation, molecular function: mRNA binding.
UUCCCCGCUCCCCCUCGUUGUUAGUAAUUUUGGGACUUUUCAGGGUUUAAGCUCUCCUUGUUCAAUGUUCAAUCCUCCCAUGGAGGGUUUUAGAAAAUUUCAGCUCUAACAUAGUCCCUCUCUUCAACAAUGGCACACUCCCCCUUUUCUCUCCUCUUCCUUAAGCGUCUUCCCUUUUCUUCUAAAACCCCCAUUUCACCUCUUUCUUCCCCCCUCCUAUCUCAUCUCCUCGCAAUCGGAACAUCCAAGCGAUUUGUCACCUCCCAAAUCUCUUCAGCUCCCUCUCCACCUUCAUCUGAUCCCAAACCCAAUUCCCUUUCAGCCCGGAUGAGCUUCAUCUUCGAUCAAAUCGACGCCAUUGAAAAAGAGCGCUCUCAGAAGGACCAAACUCUACAGAGAAUUCGAGCCUGGCGGAAAUCGAAAACCACUCAGAAUCCGCCCCUUGAGAAUCUGAAACCGGAAUCGGCGUUAGGGAGUGGUCAUCUUGGUGAUAAUGUUAAUAAUUCGGAGUCUGCUUUGGGAAUGGACGAAGGAAAUGAGGUGGAAAUUAUGGGGAAGAAGAGGAAUGAAAUUGAAUUGGUGCAUCCAUGGCCGGAGUGGAUUGAGAUGAUGGAAAGGUUAGUUCAUCAGAAUUACUUUGAUCAUAGGAGGAAAGAUGAGGGCAAGAUGGUGGAAGAAUUGGGAUUCAGUGCCUCUGACAUUGCUUUGGAAGAGGACGUUGGGUUGGAUUUGUCCAAGGAUUUUAAGGCAGUUCACACUGCGUGCCUCAAUUUUGGUAAGGACCGGUUCGACAUUCUGAGGUCGUUGUCAAGAAAAGACAUCCAAAUUUUGGUUGGUUUUGGGUGCCCAAGUCCAGACAAGAAGGUUGUUUUCUCUGCAAAACUCUUGAGGAAGCUCGUUCAUCUGGAUGAAGGAGACGUCUGCAGUUCCUGCAGUUUAAGAAAUUCUUGUGAAAGAGCAUAUUUGGUGACUAAUAAAGAGGAUGAGGCACGCACAAUUGAUAUCAUGCGACUUUUAUUUACUUUUGGUUUUGAUCCCGUGAAUGGAGCUGUUGUCAACGAUUCCCUUCUGAAGCGAAAAACUGUUAAAACAGUAGUUCGCAAAUUACUUCAUGAGGUUGUCAAGUUGGGUUCAGUCCCAAUAGAUCCUACUCUCACUCCUCCUGUAAUCAAAAAGCCUCCACCAAAAGUGAAGCAGCCGCCACCUCCUCCAAAGAGGCGAGUAGGACGUGAUGAUGUUGAGAUGAAAAAAGGGGAUUGGCUUUGUCCUAAGUGUGACUUCAUGAACUUUGCAAAAAAUACGGUGUGCUUACAGUGUGACGCCAAGCGUCCUAAACGGCAGCUGCUUCCAGGAGAAUGGGAAUGCCCAGAGUGCAACUUUUUAAAUUAUAGGAGAAAUAUGGCAUGUUUCCACUGUGAAUGCAAGCGACCAGCCGACACAUUAGAUAAUGAAAAGCAAGAAAAACAGCACGUUCCGUCGAGGUUAGAAAAGAUUGCUAAUAGGCAGGAGGUCUCUAAUGCCUGGAAUUUUGACUUUGAUGAUGACGAGUCAGAUGGGGCAGAUGUUGCAGCUUUUGAGUAUGCAGAUUCGUCGGUUGCAGUGGAAGGAUCUCGUUCAGAUAAUCAGGCGAGAGGAAGCAAACUUAGCUGGGAUCUCCCAGAAAGAGAGCACUCUGACACUGGAAACAGAGGUCCAGGCGUUGGAUUUGAUGACUUUCUCGAUGAGGAGGACGAUAUUGAUAGUUAUGAAGUAGAUAGCUCAGUGAAUAAUUCAGCAAGGCAGCCUCAUUCGAUUCACUUUUCUGACAUUGAAGGGCACUCAGGGUCAGAAGAUGGUGAUGACCUUGACCACAGACCUGGCGCCCGAGCUUAUAAUAAGCGUCCAAGGCGUCAACAAGCAGCUUUCUCUGGUUCUGAGGAUGAUGAACUUGAUUUUGUCUCUAAUGACGAUAUUUCUGUUCAGCAAAAUUGGAAGUCUAGUCAUCUGGCCAGUUCAAGGCAUAAAAGUAGAGGCAGUGGUUUGACAAGUCGAUCAAGGAGGGGAUUAAGCUAUGGUUCUGAUGUAGAACUCGACCUUGAUUCCGACCUUGAUGAGGAUUUAGAUGAAAGUUCUCGAUCUAGACCGAGUAAAGGAAAGGAUUUUGGCUCCAGUAGGAAGCAGUUUCAAAGGAGAGGAAGUUCUCGAAUGGAAAGCAGCCUAUCUCCUGGAUCAAAUUUUGGUGAUUUUGAUAGAGGUAUGAACAGACAAAAAUUGAGAGGAAAUCAGAGAGAAAAUAAUAGAAGGGGAAGCGAACACCGAGCACGUGGUGAUAAAUACACGAGAGGGAGUGAGUUUCAAUCUAGCAAUUUCAGGAAUGGUAGAAAGAACACAUUUCGCGACGACUUUGAUGACUUUGAUGACAAGUCCCACCGAUCUCGUGGUGCUAAUUCAAGAUUUCGUGCAAACAAUCGUGGCGGGCAAGGAACUUAUAGCUCGGGAGCUGGCAAGCCAGACUUUAGGAGUUCUAAGGAAGGUUACAAGAAACAUCGACCAGGAAGGUUUAAUGAAUACGAUACAACUGCGGAUAAGGAUUAUGGUGACUUCAAAAACAGUAGACGUGUUAUUGAAAGAUAGAGUCCAAGAGAAGCUUAAUUCGUAAUUUGGGUUCAGCUUCGAUCGUCAGUGACCCUCUGUAUACCCUCUGUAAGAGUUCUAUUCAAAAGAUUCCAUAUUCCUGUCAUUGCUAACCAAAAGAUCUCUUGUGCCAUUGCCUGUAAAAUCAAUCCUGUUUCAUUCUGAAGUGUUUCACUUCUAAAAUCACAUAUGAUCUCUAGAGAGCAAGGCAUUUGAGUUUUUGUAUUAAUUUUGGUUAUAUGAGUGGGCUCUUAAUCCCUCAUUAUCGUUUUUGAUCUGUUUGUUCUAUUUGUACUUUUGUAUUUUUUUUAAAAAUAAUACAAACCAAUCUUCAAAAUUCGAGGAUA